CAACUUCCUGUCUACUCUUGCGAGGCUGGCCAUUCAAAAACAUCUAAUAUGGCGGACUCCAAGAGGCUGAAGCCUCGAGGAAACCGUGGAAGAGGUCGUCGACCAGACGAGAAUGGCCAAAGAUCCAAGCUCGUGCAAACCCAGAGCUCCAAAGGGGAUUCACUCGGCCAGAAACUCGCAGCAGUAGGCAUCGAUAAUGACUCUACCAAUACAGCCAACGGUCUGCCCUCCAAUCGGGGUAAUCAUCAUCGCGGAUCGCGAGGCGCCAGACGGGCAACAGCGCCUCGUGGUCGGGGGUCCCAUCGAGAAAACAAAGGGAAUCACAUGUCCAGGGCCACACCGCAAUCUUCCUUACCAUUCAGAAACGGGUCUACGAAGCCAGAAACUACCAAGUUAUCGCCAGGUCAAGUGCAAGAUAUCCUCGAGACGACCCUUUCAGAAAUAGCUUGCUCUGAUUCGUCGAGGGUCUCUGUUGUCAAUAAUUGGGCUACUGAGGCUGGCCUUGCAAGUGUCCGAGAAAUAGUGGAAACAGACUUCGCCCGAUCUUAUAGCGUCACACGACUGAUGUUCGACCCUCAUUGCAUCCUCUUUCUUCGUCUAAUAUCCUAUAUCUCGCGUGAGGAUAUACAAAGCUCACUCGUUCUCGAGAAGUCAGUGGGAACUAUCUAUAAUGUCAUCUACGGGCCGCAUGGGAACAGGGGAGUCGCAUUCUUUCGCAGGGUGGUGGGUAGCCUGACACACCUACAGAACGAAGGGGGAGACGUUGGUUCAAAUGAUGAAAUCCAAUACGGAGAAGUGUUGCUCCACGUAACAGAGGCAAUACUAAGCACCUUAUUACAAGUCCAGGAGGCUACGUUCAAGUCUGAGUUCAAAGAAGUCGUCGAAACGCUCUGGAGCUGCUUCUCUGUCGACGACGCGGAUCAUCGCCCGAAGCGUCUUAUCACACGCCUAGCCAGAGAAAACCUGUUAAAGGUCCAAGACAUAUUCGGCACUGGGGAUGGUAUUACUGCCAACGUACAGAAGGUGCGCGGAGGUAAAACAAAAGCGAAGCAGUCCCAGCCUGCAGUCGCGGUUGACUUUCCUGGAGAGCUUUCGCAGUCUGGUAUCAGGCAUGAUAAUGACCAUGCAGCCAUUUCUAAUAUCAAAAUCUUGCCAACACUGUCUGAAAUUUGGUACAGCCGGCGACUUGACUUCCUCCCCACUAGGGAUGCCCUGUACUCUCCAGACCGGCACCACGAGAAGGGUAUUCGCCGUCUCCUCGAUUCUCAUUUUCGUCUUCUCCGGGAGGAUACAUCGGGAGUACUCCGGGACUCUCUCCGCGUUAUCCUUGAAAAUUGGGAGACACUUGUUCAUGGAACUAGGUGGCAAGACAAGAGAAAAAUAUUGCGUACCCAUAGUCCCACUCCUGUUCGUAUCUACUACGGCGCCCAGAUCCGGAAGGUCAAUCCAGACCGUAUCAAAGGGAUGGAAAUUGAUGUAGAAUUUGAUCAGGUGCCAAGGGCAAGGAACAUGAGUGUUUGGAAAAGGAAACACCACUGGCGUGACACUCGUGGGCUAAACGAAGGCGGAGCAUUGUUGGCACUUAUUGAUGCGGAGGCCAAGGAGGACAUAAGCGUGAUAUUUUUCCAGGUCUCCAAGAGAAACAUUGACCCUGUAACAGACGAAAAUUACAAGGACAUUGUUCGUGACUUGGUGAGCAGCGGGAAAAGGGCCAUGAUCACACUCCGCCUCACGAGCCCACCUUCCAGUGAUGACUUGGAUGGCAUCAUUCAUCUAGCAAAUAACCAGUUCUCUUCCUCAGCCCGAUCUUUUAUACUUGUUGAAUUUCCCGCACUGUUGUAUAAUGCCUUUGAGGGUAUUUUACGGUGUCUGCAGACUCUGUACAGGGACCCUCGAUACAUCCCAUUGACUGAAUGGAUAGCACCCCAAGACAGAUACCCGCGGGAAUAUAGGACAUCAUACGGGUACAAGACUUUUCCUGUCUGCUCACCGGCUUAUCUUGAAGAUGUGACGUUGGAUCUUUCAUCUGUUUUGAUGAAUGAAGAGGACGAAAAAGCCACGCCACUUACGUUCUCAGUUGGACGAGACUUCAACGUCAUGUGCGAGCAACUAUCCAAAAAAACAACAUUAGAUAUGGGCCAGGCGCGGGCAAUGGUUUUAGCGUUCAAAAAUCAUCUGGCGCUCAUUCAAGGUCCUCCGGGAACAGGCAAAUCAUACGUAGGUAUUCAGAUCGCAAAGUGCCUCCUGGCCAACCAAACUCGGCUACAACUGGGACCUAUCUUGUGUGUUUGUUACACAAAUCAUGCACUUGAUCAGUUUCUACAAGGGCUUUAUGAUUCGGGAAUAUCGAGAAUCGUCCGCAUUGGGUCUCGUAGCGCCUCACCGUUGUUGGAAUCACUCUCGCUUGAAAAUUAUAAAAAGCUCAAAAAGAUCCCUCGUAUCCCGGGGCACGGGAGAUGGAUUAGCGGACAGCAAAAGCGGUUGGAUGACUUGGCUGUCAAAAUCGGCGAUAUUUGUAAGAGACUCCAAAGCGGGACUGAUGGGAUUGUGGGGCCAUUUCUCAAAAAGCGAUUUCCCAUGCAGGAGGCGCAGAUCACUAAGGGAGUGAUGAUCGGGGAUGGGGAGCCUUUGGCUACCUGGGCUCGUGGGAGCGCUCCGGGUGACAUUAAUGGGAACGGGGACGAGCGCACCAUCGAGCAGCUUCUCUCUGUAAACAAAUGGACGCUAACGAAUGAGGAGCGCAUGCGCUUGCUCGAAUACUGGCAUGAGUCUGCCAUCGAAGGACUGUCGUUCGAGCUCCAGAACCUGAUGCAACAGCACGCUUUAGAGAAGCGACAGCUCACUUCCCUCUUCAAUCAAGCAGACGCCCAGAUAUUCGAUCAAGUGGACGUUGUUGGGAUUACAACCACUGGUCUGGCAAACAACGCCGAUCUUCUGCGUGGCCUUCGUGCAAAGGUGCUGGUUUGCGAAGAGGCCGGUGAAGUGCUCGAAUCACACAUCCUUACGACUUUCUUGCCUUCUGUCCAACAUGCAAUUUUGAUCGGAGAUCAUCUACAGCUGCGUCCAAAGAUCUCAACACAAAGGCUUUCCGCCGAGUAUGACUCCGAUGGGCCUAAAUACAACCUCGACGAAUCUCUUUUUGAGCGGCUGGCGAACUUUCGUCCUCCGAACCACCACAUAUCGAUCGGAGAAGGCGAAGACGCUGAUGACCCUAUCCGAUUUCCCGUAGCACAGCUGGACCAUCAGCGGAGAAUGGACCCUUCGAUUGCUUCUCUUGUUCGUGGGACCCUGUACCCCAAUUUAUGCGACCACCCCAGAACGCACUUAUACGACGGGAUCUCCGGCUUCAAACGCAGAUUAUUCUGGCUUGACCACCGCAAUACAGAAGACCCAGAUGAUCCAGAGGACCCGAUGCGAAGCAAGACAAACACGUGGGAGGCAGAAAUGGUGAUCUCCGUGGUGAAGCACCUGUGUAAGCAGGAAUACUAUAAGCCGGGAGAAAUUGCCAUUCUGACGCCUUACAUCGGGCAACUGAGACUACUGAGGGAUCAACUGGAGGGUAUAGUCGACCUGGUUAUUGCAGAGCAAGAUCUGGCCGAUCUGGAUGAAUCUGAAGCAGAGGAAGAUGCGAAUGGCAGCAACAACCACAACCGACGAACUGUUGGGAAAGGCAAAUUGUCGGACCAAGUGAGGAUCGCUACUGUGGACAACUUUCAGGGUGACGAGGCAACCGUUGUUAUAGUAUCCCUCGUGCGGAGUAAUAAGUAUCGGAACUGCGGCUUCCUAAAGACUUCAAACAGAAUCAACGUUUUGCUGAGCCGUGCAAAACAUGGCAUGUAUAUCAUCGGAAAUGCUGAUACAGCGUCAUGUGUUCCAAUGUGGUCGUCAGUUAUCAGAAUGUUAGAAGACGACGGCAACAUCGGGCCCAAGCUGCAGCUCGAAUGCUCACGACACCCCCAAAGUAGGAUCCAUGUUUCAACCCCUGAGGAUUUUCUAGAACAAGCCCCGGAAGGCGGAUGUGCAGAGCGAUGCGAACGGAGGUUGCCCUGUGGUCACACCUGUACGUUCAAGUGCCAUUCCAACACACGGCAUGACGCGGUCAAGUGCAUGAAGCCGUGUACGAGGAUGAAGAAGUGCGGUCACUCGUGCCCACAAAGAUGCCAUGAGAGGUGUGGCGAGUGCAUCGAGAAAAUCACCAAUGUCCCUCUUUCCUGCGGACAUACAACCACGAUUGAAUGUCGAGAUAGGGAUAGAAUCACCUCGGUCAAAUGCGCGCAAGUUGUGGUGAAGAGGUUGCCUGGAUGUGGCCAUGAUACCCGAGUCAAGUGCCACGAAGACAUUUCAAAGAAGAGGUGCUUCAACCCGUGCCAACAACUACUGGACUGUGGACACACCUGUCAGAGACCAUGCUGGGAGUGUUGGAAAUCAAAAGGCGAGCACGCUCAAAAUCACCGCGCCUCGUGUACUACGGUGUGCGGAAGACCUUUCAGCACCUGCUCUCACAAUUGCACUCGACCCUGCCACCCAUCCACUCCCUGCUCUCCUUGCGACCAGCCCUGCGAGGUCCGCUGUCGACACAACAAAUGUCCUAAGAAAUGCAGCGACCCGUGUGCCCCUUGCGCCGAGAAGUGCGGGUGGAGCUGCAGUCAUCGCCAGAAACACCCUUGCAACAUGCCAUGCGCAGUUCCGUGCGACAUAAUCCCCUGUGACAAGCGUUGUGACAAGAUGCUGAACUGCGGGCACCGCUGUCCGAGUAUCUGCGGCGAGAAAUGCCCUGAUCGAAAGUUCUGCCAGACAUGUGGUAAUGCGGAUGUGCUUGAACGGAGUGUCGAUCUAAUUACGUUCAACAAAUACGGAAAAAUCAACGUCGACGAAGACCCAUGUGUGUUCCUUUCCUGUGGACACUUUUAUACAGUUUCCAGCCUCGACGGAAUUAUGGAAAUCAAGGAAUACUACAACGUCGACUCUGCAACCGACACCACCAUCAGCCCUAGAUCGGCACGGCGAGUAGUAAGCAGCGACGCCAAACUUCGCGGAUGUCCAGAGUGUCGUCUACCACUUCGAGACAUCCACCGCUACAACCGAAUCGUGAAAAAGGCGUUGCUCGACGAGUCAACUAAGCGGUUUAUCAUAACGGCAAGCUUGAACUACAAAAAGCUCGUCGACGCAGUUUUAAGGCGUGAAAUGGAGCUAGAAAGCGCGAGAACAGAUUCCCUGCUCCUCUAUUCAACGACAACAGGACAACCCGGAGGCUCCACUGUUGUAGGAUCCACCAAGCCGUUCGGCAAAAAGGAAAAACUGCAAAAGAGCAUCGACAAAUUCACCAAGUCCAUGACCGCUGCAGAGCAACCCUAUGGGAAGGUAAAUGAUUUGCUCGCGUCUGCAGCUUCUCGGGAGGAUACUGUGAAAAGCGAUGUCUUCCAGAUCGAUGAAUCCAAAAUCCAAACUGGAUUCCAAAUCCGCGGACAGAUUCUUCAGCUUCGACUCACAUGGGCCAUACUAUGGGACUACAGGAUGGUAUCCACUGACCUCCGCAUUGACUCAAAGCUGCGUUCUGAGCUAUGCGAUGCGGUAGCAAAUCAACUCAAAGGACUUAUCCGCAACUGCCGGUCCAUCAGAGAUAGCAGCAAGACUGCAAAGCUCUUGGCACAAGAGGUGGAAGCAAUGGUAUACUACGCACUAUUCUCAUUGCUAUCCCUGAGUACCUCCGAAGCAAAAGGACAACAGCUAAGCAUGGAUGCCGUCAACGAGCUUCGCAAUCAGGCAUCUACUACAUUGCAAGAAUGUGAAACUCUAUGCUCCGACAAUCCGGGGACACUGGGCUUUUUAAAGGAUGAUAUCGAAAAGGCAAAGGGGUUGUUGAAUGGUGCGACGUUCUACAGUUUCGUAUCGACGGAGGAGAAGAAGCAGGUCUAUGAUGCCAUGGCGAGUCAGUUCUUGGGGACUGGACAUUGGUAUUACUGCCGGAAUAGUCAUCCUUUUACCGUGGGCGAAUGUGGAAUGCCGAUGGAAGAAGCUCGGUGUCCGCAAUGUGGAGAGCCAGUUGGAGGACUUGGCCACACUCCUUCCGCGGGAGUCACCGGUGCUGUGGAUUUUGAGAGAGAGUUUGGUGGUGGCUAUUGAUUUGCUUCGUUUUGCCCAUUGUCCAGAGGCCAUUUUCCGGAGGAGACGCGGCUCUGAUUCAGUUCAUGGUAUGAGACUCGAUGAGAUAUCAGAGGACCGGUCUACCUCCAUAAAUCUAGAUUAAUGCAAUGGGUCAGAAAGAAAAUAAGAUGAAACAGUGAACGAAGUAUUCACAGAUCACAAAUAGGAGCUUGAUAUAGUUAAGCGAGUACUAUUUCUAGAACUGUGUAUAUAUCCGUUUGUACUCAACAGAAUGCCUGCUCUUCUUGCUGCUAUAUGGAACAUUCUA
Aspergillus glaucus CBS 516.65 is the source of this 6412-nucleotide messenger RNA. RefSeq lists its product as uncharacterized. Gene Ontology annotation, cellular component: nucleus; nuclear RNA-directed RNA polymerase complex. The record is from RefSeq and is a predicted model, not a curated record. The transcript has 6 exons. Gene Ontology annotation, molecular function: zinc ion binding; helicase activity. Lineage: Eukaryota; Fungi; Ascomycota; Eurotiomycetes; Eurotiales; Aspergillaceae. Gene Ontology annotation, biological process: regulatory ncRNA-mediated heterochromatin formation. Bases 49 to 6123 code for a protein of 2024 amino acids.